Molecule: messenger RNA, 942 nt
Organism: Uloborus diversus
Lineage: Eukaryota; Metazoa; Arthropoda; Arachnida; Araneae; Uloboridae
Exons: 4
Coding region: 74-601 (175 amino acids)
Cellular component (GO): membrane
Source: RefSeq, a predicted model, not a curated record
UGUCGUUUUGCGCAUUUCUUCACAGACGCAGCAAAGCGUCUUCCAAGUAAACGUGGUUGUGAGAUCGGUAGCAAUGGAUACAGCGAAUAAUGCCACCCCGAAACCGAAGCUAAAUUUCAAUUUGGAUUAUUUCAAAACUCCCGCCGGCCAGUUAAGGGUUGCCGAAGGGGUGAUUUCUUUGGCUGCUUUAAUAAGUUCAGUUGAAGGCUACUGUGAAAAUGAUGUUGGAAGAUAUGGAUUUUUUUUAUUUAUAGUCAUUGUAUCAAUGCUAGAAUCAAUCUGCAUCAUUUGUAUUUUUGUUCUGCAACUAGAAAAGAAAAUUCCUCUCAUUCAUGUUCCAUUAACACUUCUUUUAAAUGACUGCAUCAUAAUCAUAUUUUAUUUCAUCAACUGCAUGCUUGCAAUGCUUUCCAUAGGAAGAUGUCAAACUGACCUCAUUGCUCGAGUCUUCGCAAUGCUUUUUUCAAUAGUGCUGUUUUUAAUUUUGAUUGGUUUGAACUAUACUGACUACUUAUGGUGGCAAGAGAGUGUUCCUGCAAACUCCAAAGACAAAGAUAAUGGUACAACAGUAACAGAAUCAUCGCCCACAGUUUUAACUUGAACAUUUCAAAAGAAUCGACGUGCGGCAAAUUAAAGACUCAGAUACAUUUAUCUUGAACAAAAGUAAUGCACAAUAAAAAAAAAAACGUUGCUUUUAACUGAGUAAAGAUAAAAAAUGUUGACAAGCCCAACGACACAUAAUAAACUCAAGUAACCUUUCUACAAAUAUUAAGUUGUGUAAAGAACAGAAGAAUUUAUUGAUAUUUUUGCUAUAUUAAAUUAUUUCCUACAUUUUUAAAAUGGCAGAUACAUCAUUUAAAUGGAAACUCUAUGCAUUGCAUUGAUUUAACAAACUAUUUAUUGAAUGAAAUAUUCAUACAAAUUAUGCAAUAUUUUGUGAGU